Messenger RNA from Saccostrea cuccullata (small rock oyster), 2500 nucleotides. RefSeq names its product serine/threonine-protein phosphatase 6 regulatory ankyrin repeat subunit A-like. The transcript has 9 exons. NCBI's taxonomy places the organism in Eukaryota, Metazoa, Mollusca, Bivalvia, Ostreida, Ostreidae. The record is from RefSeq and is a predicted model, not a curated record. Bases 152 to 2500 code for a protein of 782 amino acids. Gene Ontology annotation, molecular function: protein binding.
UGAACUGAACAACAUUAAUGUUGACGAUUCGAAGUCAAGUAUUCUUAAUCUACUUUUGAUUUCGGGGGCUUCUGUAAAUAUCCAAGCAAUAAAUGGGGAGACGCCUGUGCACGUUGCAAUUAGACAAAGAUGUGGACACUAUGUGACAGAAAUGUUAAAACGGGACUUUGAAAUUAAUACGAAGGAUACUGUAGGCCUUACAUGCCUUAUGGUUUGCAUGAAAUGGGCUGAAGAUACAGUUGUUAAAGAGUUGUUGAAAUUUGGUGCAGAUGUAGCGUUAGAAGACAAGAAUGGGAAUACUGCAUUACAUUACUUAUGUUCUGAGGGGCCAAAUUUGAACCUUCUCAAUAUUUUAAUCGAAUGUGGAGCCAAUGUUAACGCUUGCAACAAGGAGGGGUACAGUCCAUUAAAUGCACUUAUUAAAAAGCGUGAUAUAUUCCACCCAGAAGAUGUUUCCAUUUUGAUAUCAAAAGGCGCAGAUCCAAGCUGUUGUUCAGAGGGAUGCGAGUCUCCUUUGACUAAUGCACUGACCAGAUUGAAGUUUGAUACUGCAAAACUCCUUGUGAAGAAUGGAGCAGACGUGAAUUAUGUCAGUAAAUCAGGGAAAACCGCACUAUAUGCUGUUUUGGCAACUUAUGGAGAUGAAGAAUCCAUUUCAAGGCGAGGAGAAGUAGUGGAGUGCCUUUUAGAGGCUGGAGCUGAUACCAAUAUUUUACUAGAGGGCAUUUCACCACUUUCUUUUCUUUUAUCUGUUCCGAUAGAAAGAGAUACUCUCAAUAUUCUUUCAAAUCUUUUGCAAUAUCAAGCUGAUCCCAAUAUUGGUUUGAAAAAUCCUAUUUCUUUGGCUGCAAAAUAUUCAGUUGAUGCUGUAAAAUUACUCUUGAAAGCACGCGGUGAUGUAAACAGAAAGGACACAGACGAAGAAACACCAUUGGUUAAUUGCUUAUCUUCCUCCGUGUGUGACAAGCUUGAAAUUUUGAGAGUUUUGAUAGAAGCUGGUGCAGACACAAAUGUUGCAAGUAAUUCCGGAAAAAAUCCAAUAGAAAUUGCUCUUGAGUCUGCUAUUUUGCACGAAAAUACAAGUUCCAUUGUGUUUAUAAAUUCUGUCAACUCAAACUCUGAGUGUGAAGAAAUUGUAAAUUUAUUACUGGACAAUGAAGCUAGAUGUAAUGUCAGUGAAACAGGUGGAAAUUCAAAGAAAAUACAUUGCAUGUACAUGAAUUAUUCAUAUCCAAAUGUCAAGGAAACUACACUGGAUCUUUUACUGUCCACUGAUGCUAUGGUGAACAUUGAAGAUGAAAAUGGGUUAACGCCAUUACAUUAUGCUCUAGAAGGAAAUGCUGAGGAAUUUCGAAAGUUACUAGAAGUAGGAGCGGAUCCCUUUUUUGAAGGAGCAAAUAUUUUUAAAAACUGUUUUGCCCUUGAUGAUUUAUCAUUUCUUCAUACUAUCCUGGAAUGUAAAGGAUCGUCGCAUGUAAGUGAUUCACUGUUUUGCACCUUUUGGUCGCGACAAAACGACGAAAUAGGCCAUGGAAACGGAGAAUUGCUUGCAAAAGUAAUAAUACAAAUUUUAGCUUCUCCCCACAAAAUCAACGUAAACAUUAAGAAUCGCUCUGGAAAUACCCCACUUACCUUCUUUUGUGGACACACUGAACCAGUUAUCGUAGAAAAAUUGUUAGAGAGGGGGGCAGAUGUCAACAUGGUCUGCAGAAGAGGUCAGACAGCGUUACAUGCUUUAUAUUACUCUUCGGACUCAGGUAUCAAUCGGAAAAUUCAGAUUCUUUCAUCAUUAAUGCAGAUGAGUCCUGAUGUUGAAAUAUUGGAUGACUCCUGCAUGACUCUGAUUGAAAAAGCCAGAGAGGAAUAUAACGAGCCAAUGUACCUUAUGUUUGGGAAAUGUUAUUUUUUGUCAGUAUUGAUUAGGGAGAUAUUACUUGCAGGAGGGAAGUGCGAAAAAAAUCAACUCCCUAUGCUCCUGCAAUCAGCAUCAAAGCGACAACACUUCAGUUUGAUGACCACGCUAAUAGAAAGAGGUGUAGAUUUAAACAUUGGAAAAACCGUUCUACACUCAUGCUUUCAGAGGGACAACACCUGUUGUAGAGGAAAUGAAAAAGGGUCACGAAAGGAAUGUCUGGAUUUUUUACUGGUGUAUAUAAAACAUGGAGGACAUUUGAAUGAAGUGGACUCCCAAGGAAACACGCCUCUCAUGUUGUAUUUGAUGUCCGAAAUGUACGACGAACCAAAACAGGAAGACUUAAAAGAUUUGACAGAUGAAAUUGUUUCAGUUCUUGCUUGCGAUAAGUAUGUUGUAGCAAGAAGAAAUAAUUCAGGUCUUUCACCUAUACAUCUCGCUUCAUGGAAAGGACGAUUGAGCACAAUGGAGCUUUUAGAGUGCAAAGGGGCGAAUUUCUGCGACAAAGAUGGGAAAGGAAAUACAUGCCUCCACCUUUUGUUAUCUAAAGGUAAAAUGGCAGGACAAUACGAUGAUUUAGCCACCUGA